Messenger RNA from Penicillium hordei, 432 nucleotides. RefSeq lists its product as uncharacterized. The annotation marks the transcript as partial. The record is from RefSeq and is a predicted model, not a curated record. The transcript has 3 exons. Lineage: Eukaryota; Fungi; Ascomycota; Eurotiomycetes; Eurotiales; Aspergillaceae.
AUCGUUACUAGUAUUAUUACCGAACAGCGAGACCCUAUAUACCUAGGGUAUAAUAGAACUAGUAAUUUGCCUAAUAACGACUUCCUAUAUAAGUAUAACCCCUACAUAGUAGACGGCCGUAUACUUAGUAGGGAGGAGAAAGGGACGCUAAACUUACUAUUAAAGAGGGAGGUCCGCCGGUCCCUAAAAGAUAAGAAUACCGAGUAUAUAGUCUUAUAUACUAUAGCGGGCGAGGACUAUAAACUAACGACUAACGACCUUCGCUUAGCUAAGCUAUUUAGGAAGUUUACCGAUAUCUUUCCUAACGACUUACUAAAGGAGUUACCCCCCGAACGUAACUUCGUCUAUUAUAUUAAUAUUAAUACCGCCGACCUAGUAAAUAUAAAUACUUAUCCCCUAUUUUAUAAGAAGCUUAAGGAGCUUAGGAAAUAA